Taeniopygia guttata (zebra finch) is the source of this 1086-nucleotide messenger RNA. The record is from RefSeq and is a predicted model, not a curated record. NCBI's taxonomy places the organism in Eukaryota, Metazoa, Chordata, Aves, Passeriformes, Estrildidae.
GGGGGGGUCCCCGAAGAGCCCCCGGAGCCCCCCCGGGGUGGGGGAGGGGAGGGAGGAGCCCCCCCGAGCCCCCGACCCAACGGGCAGGAGAGGACCUCCUCGGGGGAGGACAUGGAAAUCUCCUCCGACGACAACAGCGACGCCCCCCACGCCCCUCCCCCACUGCCGCCCUCCCCCUUCCCGGAGCCCCCUCCCCCUCCCCCGUCCUUCCCGCCCCCUCCCCCCCCCCAGCCCCUGAUGGCCGUGCCCCUCCCCCCUCCCCCCCCGCGCCCCCUCCCCGAUUUCGGGGGGUCCCCCCCGGCGCUGUUGGAGCUUUUGGGGCGUCCGGGGGGGCGCUGGGGGGGGGUCCCCACCCCCCUCCCGCUGCUGAGCCGCCUCCGCGCCCCCAAAUCCGCCUUUGGGGGGGGGGGAGGGGGCGGGGGGGGCGCCCCUUUCGCCCCUCCCCCACCGCCCCACUUCGCCCCUCCCCCGCCCCCCCGCUUCCCGCCCCCUCCCCCGCCCUUCGAGCCCCCCACGGCCGAGGAGAGACCCCCGGGGACCGACCCCCCGGCGCCCCCCGCGCCCCCCGAGCCCCCCGGGCCCGUGGAGGGGGUCCUGGCGGCGCUGGUGCAGGAGAUGAAGGCCACGAUGCAGCGCGACCUCAACCGGAAAAUGGUGGAGAACGUGGCCUUCCGCGCCUUCGACGCGUGGUGGGAGCGCAAGGAGGAGCAGCUCAAGCCCUUCCAGUCGGGCCGGGGCCGUGAGGAGGCCCCGAGGCCGAAGGAGCCGCCCCCCGCCCUCCUCUCCCUCUCCCUCGUGGACUGGGCCCGGGGAGGGGGCGCGGGGCUGCGGGGCGCCCUCCGGCUGCCCUCCUUCAAGGUGAAGCGGAAAGAGCCGUCGGAGCUGAACGAGGGGGGGGAGGAGAAGCGCCCCCGACCCCCCACCCCCCCCGAGGAGGAUGAGGAUGAGAAGGAGCCGCCGCGCGCCGCGGAGGGCCCCGGAAAGCGCCGGAAACUGUUCCGGUUGGACAGCGAAGGGGAAGAGGCGUCCGAAGAGUCCUCCUCGGCCAAGGUGGGACCCCCCCCGAUUUUGGGGACCCCCCCCGAU